AGCUAUCUGAGAAGGCCCACUUCUUGUUCAAUGGAUGAUGGCAUUUGAGCAGAUACCAAAAAAGGAUUGGUACAGCAUUCUGGGGGCAGACCCAUCUGCAAGUGUGUCAGACCUAAAACAAAAGUAUCAAAAACUCAUAUUAAUGUAUCAUCCAGAUAAACAAAGUGCAGAUGUGCCAGCAGGAACAGUGGAGGAAUGUAUACAGAAGUUCAUCGAAAUUGAUCAGGCAUGGAAAAUUCUAGGGAAUGAAGAGACAAAAAAAGAGUAUGACCUGCAGCGGCAUGAGGAGGAUCUAAGAAAUAUGGGACCAGUAGAUGCUCAAGUAUAUCUUGAAGAAAUGUGUUGGAACAAAGAUGAUCACUCUUUUUCUCUGAGUUGCCGAUGUGGUGGAAAAUACAGUGUUUCUAAGGAUGAAGCAGAAGAAGUUACCCUGAUUUCUUGUGAUACAUGUUCACUAAUUAUAGAACUCCUUCAUUAUGGCUGAAAUUGUUCACUAAGUGGGAUCCUUUAACUGUGUAUUCAGACAUGUUGAAGAGAGCCAAUUCAAGUAAAUGUAUAAAGCUGAUAAAAAUAAGUAGGA
Molecule: messenger RNA, 580 nt
Organism: Odobenus rosmarus divergens (Pacific walrus)
Lineage: Eukaryota; Metazoa; Chordata; Mammalia; Carnivora; Odobenidae
Gene: DNAJC24
Product: DnaJ (Hsp40) homolog, subfamily C, member 24
Exons: 4
Coding region: 35-484 (149 amino acids)
Biological process (GO): positive regulation of ATP-dependent activity
Molecular function (GO): ferrous iron binding; ATPase activator activity
Source: RefSeq, a predicted model, not a curated record